Messenger RNA from Trypanosoma cruzi, 2547 nucleotides. Its product is annotated as trans-sialidase, putative. The coding region runs from base 1 to 2547 and encodes 848 amino acids. The transcript has a single exon. The record is from RefSeq and is a predicted model, not a curated record. Gene Ontology annotation, biological process: ganglioside catabolic process; oligosaccharide catabolic process. NCBI's taxonomy places the organism in Eukaryota, Euglenozoa, Kinetoplastea, Trypanosomatida, Trypanosomatidae. Gene Ontology annotation, molecular function: exo-alpha-sialidase activity. Gene Ontology annotation, cellular component: membrane; cytoplasm; intracellular membrane-bounded organelle.
AUGCACUCACGUGUUGCUGCAGUGAAGGCACCCCGCACACACAACCGUCGCCGCGUGACCGGAUCCGGCAGAAGGAGGAGGGAAGGAAGAGAGAGUGAGCCGCCGAGGCCCAACAUGUCCCGGCAUGUGUUUACUUCCGCGGUGCUGCUUCUCGUCGUGAUGAUGUGCUGCAGCACUGGAGGGGCCGCAUCCAGUAAGGAGACUUUGUCCGGUUCGGGAUCCUCACCAAAGCCACCUUUUGCUUGGAGAGAUACAACAGCUGAUGAAACAGUGAGUUCGCUCCGUGUUCCCAGUCUUUUUGAGAUGAAUGAUGGUGUGUUUGCCGUUGCCGAGGCGCAGUGCACGAAGGGAGGCAGCGGUUUUACUGGGAUUGCCUCGGAGUUGUUGACAUUGACUGAUGAUAAGCCAAAAGAGGACUUGGAGAAAACUAAACUGAAGACACAAGUACCGGAGGGAUGUAUAUUUGAAGGAGGGAAAUGUCCUGCCGGUAGCGAAGAGAAAUGCGCCUGCCGUAUAGCGGGUCAGGAUGAUUCUCAAAGCAAGACUAAAGUACAUGUGAGCCGACCAACAACAGUUGUGAAGGGAAGUGAUAUUUACAUGCUUGCUGGAAACUAUAGUUGGGCAUAUGCCGAAAAUUAUCAGGCAGUUGGCUGGGGACUCAUGCUGGUGAAAGGACACGUCAGUGGUGAGAACCAAAAUGAUAAAAGAAUUUAUUGGAACGAUACUUACGCCAUUCCGUGGACUUAUAAAGGCAACCAACACAGUAUCUUGAAGCGGCUGAUUGGAGGCGGUGGAUCGGGCGUUAAGAUGAAGGACGAUACGCUUGUGUUCCCAUUGGAAGGCACCAAAAAGAAGGAGGCCGACGCCGAAGAGGAUGGAAAGACCGUUUCGCUGAUUAUACACUCUUCGGACAAUAUAAAUUGGAAGCUGUCGAAGGGGAUGUCUGCCGAUGGCUGCGGUGAUCCCUCCGUCGUGGAGUGGAAGGACAAAAAACUCAUGAUGAUGACUGCGUGUGAUGGUGGCCGCCGCAGGGUGUACGAGUCCGCUGACAAGGGGGAUUCGUGGACGGAGGCACUCGGGACACUCUCGCGCGUGUGGGGCAACAAACACAAGGGACCUGCGAAGGGCGUUACAAGCGGGUUCAUCACAGCGACGAUUGACGGUGUCGAUAAUAACAGGGAUGUGAUGCUCGUUACACUGCCGGUGUAUUCCAAAAAAGAGAAAAAUGGAAACAACAAUCGAAAGGGUGAACUCCAUCUUUGGCUGACGGACAAUACGCACAUUGUUGAUAUUGGGCCGGUGUCCGAGGAAGAUGAGGACGCUGCCGCCAGCUCCCUGUUGUACAAAAGUGGGAAUAAUAAGAAGGAGGAGUUGAUUGCACUGUACGAGAAGAAGAAGGGCGGUGAGGAUACAACAUCAUUCGGUAUGGUCUCUGUGCUUCUGACAGCGCAGCUGCAGCGGGUGAAGGAGGUGCUGACGACAUGGAAGAAUGUGGACAAACGUGUCUCCAAGCUUUGCCCCACUUCAAGUGCUACGGAGGAUUCCUCAACUGACAGUCCCUGCGGCGAUAUUACGAGCACGACUGGGCUGGUUGGCUUUUUGUCCGGCGACUUCUCUGGGAACACAUGGGGGGACGAGUACCUCGGCGUGAACGCCACAGUAAGGAGCGGUGUUGGGGCGGCAACAGAGGUAGCUGAGAAUUCCGAUGGUGUGACUUUCCAGGGAUCGUGGGCGGAGUGGCCCGUUGGCGAGCAGGGGGAGAAUCAGCUGUACCACUUUGCGAACUACAACUUCACUCUUGUGGCCACGGUGUCCAUUCACGAGGUGCCGGAGGAAGGUAACUCCAUUCCUUUGAUGGGUGUGCGUCUUGAUGGUGGUGAAAAAAAGCUUAUGGAGUUGUCGUACGACAGCGAAAAGAAGUGGCGGGUGCUGUGCUGUGACGGAAAGAUCAAGAAGCUUAAAAGCACUUGGGAGAAAGAUACAACACACCAAGUGGCCAUUGUGCUGCAGAACGGCAGUCAGGGCUCUGCGUACGUCGAUGGUCAGCGUGUGUGUGGGAGUGUGGAACGUGAAUUGGAAACUACGGAUUCGACGAGGAUCUCACACUUCUAUAUUGGAGGGGAUGGGGGCAGCGCAGGGAGCGAAGAAGGCGUGUCUGUGACUGUGAGGAACGUCCUGCUGUACAACCUCCCGUUUUCAUUUUCAGGUGAGAAUGCCGAUGUGGAAGAAGAUGCCGAUUCGCCAUCGGAAGAUCCGGAAUCAGUGGAAGCCAAUUCUCCAUCCGUGGAAGGGGAACAAAUUGUGGCCCUCCCUGCGACGAAACCUUCUGAAGCUCCAGAAGAACAAGCGGCCUUGCGACGGCCUCGAAAAGAAAGUGAGGCACAGCAAAUAACAACGGAGGGGAAGCCUGUCACCACACAGCAAGUGCCGACAGCUUCGAACUCCCAUGCCGUUGGAGGAGCAACGGGUGAUGCUGGCAAUGUUUACAGAAGCGGGCUGCUGCCGCUGCUCCUUCUGCUGGGACUGUGGGGAUUUGCGGCACUGUGA